Molecule: messenger RNA, 930 nt
Organism: Metarhizium robertsii ARSEF 23
Lineage: Eukaryota; Fungi; Ascomycota; Sordariomycetes; Hypocreales; Clavicipitaceae
Product: Mitochondrial substrate/solute carrier
Exons: 1
Coding region: 1-930 (309 amino acids)
Biological process (GO): transport
Molecular function (GO): transmembrane transporter activity
Source: RefSeq, a predicted model, not a curated record
AUGUCUACCGACUUUUGGGCCGGCUACCUAAGCGGGGCAGUCGGCAUCCUAGUUGGCAACCCACUCGAUAUCAUCAAAGUUCAACUACAAGCUGGUAAUACUCUCGUCAAUGGCACGAGGCUCCAGGGUACCACGGCUCUGGUGACGGGGAUAGCGGCUCCAGUUAUUGGAUAUGGUGCGCUAAAUGCCCUGCUCUUCGUAUCCUACAAUCGUUCCGAAAGUAUUCUUCAAAAAGCCAUCGGUUCAGGCUCAGACAAGAGCCUAUGCGCGACAUGGUUUGCUGGAGCAGUAGGUGGGCUUGCUACCUGGGUAGUGAGUGCUCCAACCGAACUUGUCAAAUGUCGUGCUCAGAUGUCAGCAUCAUCUGAGAGCAGCUGGAGCAUUGCACGCAACGUAUGGAAGAGGGAAGGGCUUCACGGUUUCUACCUGGGCGGUGUGGUUACGGCACUUAGAGACAGUAUAGGAUACGGGUUCUACUUCUGGUCCUAUGAACUAGCGAAUAGGCAUUGGCCCUCCAGCAUCCAAACUGAAACUCCAUCCCUACGCCAGGAGACCCCUAAGAUCCUGCUAUGCGGGGGACUUGCAGGAAUCGUCACCUGGGCAAGUGUGUUCCCCCUGGAUUCAAUCAAAACCCGAGUCCAGACUCAGCAAUCAAUCGUACAUCCCCAAGCUGCUUCGAUCAAACACCGCCCUGAUUCAGAGGGCUUCCAGUCGACGAAACGGCUUGGCUCUCUAGAUGUUGUUCGAACUAUGGCUAGGGAAGGAGGGCUGCCUAUAUUCUUCCGCGGCUUAACUGUUUGCAGCAUUCGUGCCUUCGUCGUCAAUGCAGUACAGUGGGCUGUGUAUGAAUGGGUUAUGGUGGAGUUUUGCAGAGAUUACAAAACGAGAAGAAUAGAACAUAGAGGCAGUAUGACUGUUGAUGAACGCUGA